This is a messenger RNA of Nerophis ophidion (straightnose pipefish), 4107 nucleotides long. It is a transcript of the gene rassf8b, whose product is annotated as Ras association domain family member 8b. The record is from RefSeq and is a predicted model, not a curated record. Bases 263 to 1540 code for a protein of 425 amino acids. The transcript has 9 exons. Lineage: Eukaryota; Metazoa; Chordata; Actinopteri; Syngnathiformes; Syngnathidae. Gene Ontology annotation, biological process: signal transduction.
CCAGCAGAGAGAGAGAGAGGGAGAGAGAGAUGUCCGGUGAGUGGAGGAAGUGAGCAGUGAUCAUGUUGUGUUGUUCAUGCGGUGGCCGGCUGCAGACAUCCGUCGCCCCCCUGGCCCUAAUCCAGCUAAGUAGUCCCGCCUUUCUGCUGCUUGUUGGGCAUCUGAAAAUGGUGUGAUCUGCUGGGGACGACACCGCUGACUGAAGAUGACCACUGAGACUUUUUAGCGGCCCCUGGUGGUGUGGAAGAAUGAGGGCGUCUGGAUGAAGGCCAUGGAGCUGAAAGUGUGGGUGGACGGCGUGCAGCGCAUCGUGUGUGGCGUCACGGAGUUCACCACGUGUCAGGAGGUUGUCAUCGCGCUGGCGCAAGCUAUCGGCCGCACCGGCAGGUAUGCCUUAAUUGAAAAAUGGCGGGAGACGGAGCGCCACCUGUCGCCUCAGGAGAACCCUGUGGUGUCACUCAACAAGUGGGGUCAGUACGCCAGCGACGUCCAGCUCAUCCUCCGGCGUACCGGCCCUUCCGUAAGCGAGCGGCCCGACUCGGACCGUCUGGCUCGUGGAAGCGAGCGCGCCUUCUACCGCCAGAGCUUGCCGCCUUUGGCAAAACUCCGGGCAUCGGCGGCGGACCGCUCGCUUAAACGCAGGGAGCCCAAACGCAAGUCUCUGACGUUCGGCGGAGGUCUGAGGGAAAUCUUUGGGAGGAGCAGAGACCAAGAAGCUAAGCAGCGGCAGCAGCAGCGAGGUGUGACCUUAAACCUGACCCGGCUUGUCACUGCCGGGGUGUCGGUCCCGAGUAGUCCGGCCCGCGAGCUGAGCCGACUGGUGCAGCUCCAGAGAGACAAACUCCAGCUUCUGGAUGGCCGCCUGCUGGACUGCGAGGUCCGAUUGCGAGACUGGGAGGAGGCCAGUGAGGAUGGAAACCUGCAGGAGGAGCUUCUGCUUUUGGAGGAACAGGUGAUGAGGAACGACGCCGAGAUGGAGGAGGAGGAUUUCUGGCAGAACGAGCUGAGCAUUGAGCAGGAAAACGAGCGGCGGCUCCGACAGCAGCUGGCCGAGCUGCAGGGCCGCAUACGCAACUGCGAGGACGAGCUGUCGCAAUACUUGGCGCACAUGCAGAGCAUGGAGGAAGAGCGCCAGCAGCAGGAGGAGCAGCUGAGUCACAUGAUCAACGAGGUAGAGCUGCAGGCCCAACUGGAGAACGUGACAGCUGAGCUGGAAGUGCAAAACCAGCACACAAUUCACCUUGAGAAUGGUUGCCAGGUGUUGGAACGCUCGCUUGGACAGUCAAGCAAGAAACUUCAGGAGAAGGAGCAGCAGUUGGAGCAGCUGACCAAAGAGCUUCGUCAGGUCAACUUGCAGCAGUUUAUUCAACAGACGGGCACAAAGGUCACCGUGCUGCCCGCCCAACCGGCUGGCGACAGCAACAACAACAACAACAAGGAGACGGACUGUGGCUCUUUAAGACGUCUGCUACAGUGCGACCUGCGCCACCUGCAGAACAGCAACACUUGCAGCCUCAACCCUGAGGGCAUCUACGUGUGAUCCUCAUCCGUCAAAACACUUAUUGCUCAUUUGGGCUGCAGGUGAUGUCCCUGGAACUAUACCUGUGCACUGCGCGGCCCACAAACAGCCUAAAAAGGAAUUGUAGGAUCUUUUUUCGGCUGCAUCUUCCACAUUAGGACUCCAAGGGAUGUCAUUAACUGCAGGAAUGUUUUUUUAAAUGACUAUUAUUGGAAUGCUAACAACCAUCAAGAGUAGGGAAUAUGCACGAGCAUGCGCACAUCACAUUUGAUUGCCUUACGCUGAUGUGUUUCAAUGCACACAAACUCACCAGCAAAGAAGUCGUUUUAGUCUAGUUUGAAAAAAAGGUUCAUGGGAUUUCUUAACUGAGCUUUGCCUUUUAGUUCCAGUGAGAACAAUCUGAUUUACUUAGCUUACAUCCAGUUUUGCUUUAUAACACAGAUUCUCCUAUUUUGCUUCCGCCUUCAUUUUGCACGUCAUACCAGCAUUGGCCACUAGAUGGUAGCAAAGUAUAGAUCAUUAGUUUUUGCUAGCAUUAGCGCCAAAGGUGCAUCUUGAUGUGUGAGCAUUAGUCUUUUUAACUAAAAAAAAAGAUGUCUACUGUAAACCAAAGCUAGUGUGACAAAACAUUUAACCAGAUAUUAGAGGAAUGUAUUUUUUAUGUAGCAUCCACUUUAAAACAGCCAGUUGCCUCGUUCCAAUAAUUAAAUGUUUGCAUUUGGAGAGACACAAGCCUGCUUGCUGUCUUUCUAUUGCAUCAAUGGAUGAUAGUUCGACUUCUAACUGGUUAAAAAAAACUCUGGCUACCGUAUUUUUCGGACCAUAUGGCGCACCGUAUUAUAAAGCGCACUGCUGAAGAGCAGGGUCUAUUUUCAUACACAAUUGAAGGGGUCACAUUAUGAUUUUUUUUUCUAAAUUGAAAACACUUCCUUGUGGUCUGCAUAACAUGUAAUGGUGGUUCUUAUGUCAAAAUGUUCCAUUGAUUAUGUUUUACAGACCAUCUUCAAGUCGCUUUCUAACAAGUCUCUUCAGGAUGCGCCGUUUUGUGGGCGGUCUUAUUUACGUGGCUCACCUUCGGCUUCGGCAGAGUCUUCUCCCCGUCAUCUUUGUUGUAGCGUGCAAUGACGGGAUUCGAAGAAGGGUCAAAAGAUGGAGCUAACUGUUUUCAUUAAACUCAUACAUUACUUAAAAUAAUAACAGGGCGGCAUGUCAUCAUCAGUGGCUCACUAGUGCAAUAAAACUACCGGAAAUGUGUCCCGUGAAUAACCGUCCGACCAGAACUGUUUAAUAACUACAUUUCCGCGUUAAUAAUGUGAAACCCAUUACACCUGUGGUUUGUAGCGCUUUCAUAGCGAGUAUCUUGACACAUAUAAGUUAGAACUUUACACUACUUUAUAUUAAAAAUGGCAAGAGCGGAAGAUGAAUGCGCCCUGCGAUGAGGUGGCGACUUGUCCAGGGUGUACCCCGCCUUCCGCCCGAUUGUAGCUGAGAUAGGCGCCAUCGCCCCCCGCGACCCCGAAAGGGAAUAAGCGGUAGAAAAUGGAUGGAUGGAUGGAUGGAAGAUGAAUGCCCCAUGACAAGAAUAUACAGGACAAAGAAUGAGCUUAACGGCACGGACUGCAACGGCGGACAUUCGCAAAUUUUCCGGAUUUAUGCAAAUCUCAAAUAGAGAUCAGCAGGUACCAGAAGGUAAGAAAAGUGGGUUUUGCACAAUAUUGCGGAAAAAAACGGCAGGCAACAUGUUUGCUAUUAGGUGCCAUUUUGCGGUUCUUAUCCACACCAUAAUAACACACCAAAUGUUGAAGCACAGCACGUCUGACGACGGUAGCAGUAAUGCUCCGACUAUUCAUCAAGCGAUGCGGCUUCAUAGAUUACCAAAGUCGUACUAAAACUUUUUGAACGUCUUGAGUUAUGUUCUAUAUUCUCAAUGAAACAUCAACGUAUUGGUGUUGCUUGCUGGCGUCAUCAUGCCCUCUGCACGCGUCUCUUAUGUGUGACUGCCAUCUACUGGUCACACUUAACAUUACACCAUGCACCAAAUAAAAUAGCUUCGAGGUCGGUAAGCACAACCAGAAUGAUUCCGUAUAUUCGGCGCACCAGUAUUAAGGCGAAUUUUUGAGAAAACGAUAGGAUUUUAGGUGCGCUUAUAGUCUAGAAAUACGGUGGUAAAAACCAUCGGAAGAUUAUACAAUUAAAAACAACCUCUAAUUAGUAAAAAAAAGAACAAUAAGUAGACGAUACUAGUGAUGGACUUCUAACUAGUAAAAAGCACCUUUUAUUAGUAAUAAAUAUCAGUAAAUGAUAUUAGUGAUAGACCUCUAACUAGUAAAAAUCAUGUUUAGUUAGUAAAAAAAAACAUCAGUAGGUAAUAGUGAUGGACUUCUAAUUAGUAAAAAGACGCUUCUAAUUAGUAAAAAAAAGGCAUGCCUUACAGAGAGGGUAUUGUAGAUAACAAAAUAAACCCCAUCAUAUGCAGGAAUGGUUAAAUUUGCUCUGAAAGAUAGCAAAAAAAAAUCUAUGCCGGGUGUACAGAUGUUGCCUGUAAUUAAUUUCUGUUGUGCCAUUUUCAAUAAAAAUAUAAAAAGAAA